This is a messenger RNA of Aedes albopictus (Asian tiger mosquito), 5298 nucleotides long. RefSeq lists its product as uncharacterized. Gene Ontology annotation, biological process: DNA integration. The coding region runs from base 1 to 5298 and encodes 1765 amino acids. Gene Ontology annotation, molecular function: nucleic acid binding. Lineage: Eukaryota; Metazoa; Arthropoda; Insecta; Diptera; Culicidae. The record is from RefSeq and is a predicted model, not a curated record. The transcript has a single exon.
AUGGCGGAGAAGAAAAUGAAAUCCAAGGAGCUGAAGCGCAAAAACAUCAUGGACUCCAUCCAACGAAUAGACGAUUUCCUGGGGAACUUCGAUGCAGAGCGUGACCAAAACGAGAUAGCGAUUCGGUUGAGCAGGCUCGAUAAAUUGAUGGAGGCAUUCGAGUCCAUCCAGGGCGAAUACGAGGCAUUCGACGAUUCUCCAGAAUUUGAGGCGGCAAAUACAAAGGUAAGGGCUAAGGUGGAAGAACAAUAUUUCCGGGUGAAAGGCGGUCUAAUGUCGAAGGAUACUCCCCCUCCCAACCCAGUGCAACCGUUAAUCCAGCAAGUGGCACCCGCCAUUGCUCAUGUAACCGGAGUGAAACUUCCUACCAUCGAACUUCCACGGUUCGACGGCGAUUUGAAUGAUUGGUUAACGUUCCACGACUCGUUUUCCUCCUUAAUUCAUUCCUCGCCAGAAAUACCUUGCGUUCAAAAGUUUCAAUACUUGCGAUCGGCUUUGCGAGGUGACGCAUUAAAGCUGAUUGAGUCCCUAACGAUUACUGCGAACAAUUAUGCCAUUGCAUGGGGGUCGCUGCUUGAUCGCUACUCCAAUCCUUAUCUCCUAAAGAAGAAGCACUUGCAGUCGUUGAUGGUCCAUACAAAGGUCUCGGGCAAGUCGCCGUCCGCACUUCGGAAUGUGGUGGAAGAUUUCCAGCGGCAUGUAAAGAUCCUCAACCAGCUGGGUGAGCCGACAGCGCAGUGGUGCAGUCUUCUUGUUCAGCUACUGUGUGCUCGGAUCGAUGACAGCACUCUGAAAGAAUGGGAAGAAUUUGUUUCCGGUAAUGAAGAUCCAACCUAUCAAAACCUAAUCCAAUUCCUAACUCGGAAGAUUCGUACCUUGGAAUCGUUACACAUUUCGGCUGAGCAAUCCUACUCUUCUCCUCAAGCAAAGCACUCUCCCCCUGUCAGGCAAUCGAAGCAGCAGUCUACACCUCCGAAGAUCAACUCCUUCUCUGCGAUGGAACAUGCACAACCCAGCUGCUUUGCAUGUAGCGAUUGUCAUCCUCUGGUAAAAUGUCCGGUGUUUGAGAAGAUGCAGCUGAAGGACCGUCUGAAUUUGGUGAACACCAAACGUGUUUGCAGCAACUGCUUCAGGAGCAAUCAUUUUGCAAGGAACUGCUCCUCCAAUUUCUCCUGUCGGCAUUGUCAGAAGCGGCAUCACACCCUUCUGCAUCCAGGUUUUGAUUCUCCAGUGGCGGGGAAUUCCAGCUCCAGCAUCCAAUCCAAUCGAUCGGGCCCAUCCUCUGCUAAAUCCAGUACUGCGAAUGGUGAUGUAGCUGCGAACUUGACUGGAGGUGCUAACGCGAUAUCAUCCAACUCGGUCGUUGAACCCCGCGGCGUAAACGUGUUCCUCUCGACCAUCGUCGUCAAGGUUGUAGACGGUUAUGGGAACGAACAUUCGGCACGAGCUUUAUUGGACAGCGGAUCGCAAUGUAGCCUCAUGAGCGACCGACUUUGUCAGCAACUUCGUUUGGUUCGGCAUCGUAUUGAGCAACCUAUCCUCGGUGUUGGUGAGUCCCAAAUUCGAGCAGUUUGUUCGGUGAAUACCGAAGUUCGAUCGAGAUUCGGAGAAUUUUCCAUCCCUCUCAACUGCCUGGUGCUCAAGAAAUUGACCUCCGAUCUACCUGCUGUGAUGAUCCCAAUAUCCAACUGGAGUAUCCCCAAGCAUAUAACUCUCGCUGAUCCAGAGUUCAAUGUGCCCCGCAAGGUGGAUCUCAUCAUUGGUGCGGAACAUUUUUAUGCGAUCCUACAGGGUGGCCGGUUGCAACUAGGUCCGCAAGCACCAACCCUCGUCGAGAGUAGAUUUGGCUGGUUUGUUUCGGGAAAGGUUUCCUACGCGUCAAUCCCCCAAGCCUUGGUAUGCUGUACGUCCACCCUAGAGUCACUGAACCAGAAUAUCGAGAAAUUCUGGAAACUAGAGGAAUUAGACAAACCCCUUCCUUCACCCACCGAGCAACGUUGUGAGAAUUUCUACAAGGAAACAGUUUCGAGGAAAGCAGAUGGUAGAUAUGUCGUCAAAUACCCCAAGAAGGACAAUUUCCAAACUAUCAUCGGGGAAUCGUUUCUUACUUCCAAGCGGCGACUAGAAGGUUUGGAACGAAGGCUAGAUAGUAAUCCCAUCCUGAAGGAGAGGUACCAUGCAUUCAUCGCUGAAUUUAUUGAGCUGGGGCAUAUGCGGGAGGUACCUGAUGGCGAACCAGAACCACCCACUGCUUGCUACAUUCCUCAUCAUGCGGUUCAGAAGGAAUCCAGUUCGACGACCAAGGUGCGGAGCGUUUUCGAUGCAUCCGCUAAAACGAGCUCGGGGUUCUCCUUAAACGAUGCACUACUCGUCGGUCCGGUCAUCCAGGAUGAACUGCUGGACAUCGUCAUCCGUCUCCGUAGGCACAAGGUCGUUCUGCUGGCCGAUAUUGAGAAAAUGUACCGGCAGGUAGAAAUCCAUCCCGACGAUCGUCCUCUGCAGCGUGUGUUGUGGCGGUUCAACAAAAGCGAUCCGAUUACCAAAUACGAGAUGACCAGAGUGACCUACGGACUAUCCCCAUCAUCGUUUCUCGCAACACGAACACUACUUCAACUUGCCGAAGAUGAAGGCGAUUCGUUUCCCCUCGCAUCGUCGGCACUCAAGCAAGAUUUCUACAUGGAUGAUUUUAUUCGCAGCGAAGAGACUAUCUGCAAGGCAACCCAACUAAGGAAGGAGAUGGAUGAAUUGCUGAGCCGUGGUUGUUUCCCCCUAAGAAAGUGGUGCUCAAAUUGUCCAGAGGUUUUAGAAGGAGUCCCACCUGAGAAUCUGGCCAACCCAUCCAGCCCAACAUUUGAUCCGGACGAAGCGAUAAAGGCUUUGGGAAUUUCUUGGGAACCUGCGACGGACCAAUUUCGCUUCAUCGUUGGCCCUUUUUCGGUAGAUAAACCUAUCACCAAAAGUAAAAUUUUGUCCGUUAUUGCCCAGCUUUAUGAUCCCUUGGGUCUGAUCGCGCCCGUAGUGGUAAGCGCCAAAAUUUUGAUGCAACUACUGUGGACAAUCUCCAUCGAUUGGAAUGACGAAGUACCUGUGGAGAUCCGAACUAUUUGGGAACGUUUUGUGGAGGAUUUGGCCCUACUAUCCGAGUUCCGAAUCCACCGAUUAGCCUUUGACAUGGGGGAAGUGCAACUGCAUUGCUUCACCGAUGCAUCGGAGUCAGCGUAUGGGACCUGUGUCUACGCUCGGACCGUGAAACCCAAUGGCGAAGUGAUGGUGAUGUUACUCGCAUCCAAAUCACGCGUAGCACCUUUGAAGAAGUGCAGCAUACCGAGACUGGAAUUAUGUGGCGCGCAACUAGGAGCUCAAUUGUCGUCGAGAGUUGUCACAGCACUGAAAAUGGAAUCCGUACGCAUCAUCUACUGGACCGAUUCGACGGUGGUACUACACUGGCUUCGUUCACCACCACAGACCUGGAAAACCUUCGUGUCGAAUCGAGUAGCGGAUAUUCACACCAUAACGAACAGUUCGAUGUGGCAUCAUGUACCCGGAGUAGACAACCCUGCCGAUUUGGUGUCCCGUGGAAUGGCCGUCCCGCAGUUUUUGAGCAGCAGUAAAUGGAUCCAUGGACCGGAUUGGUUGGGAGAGGGGGAGGAAACCUGGCCGAAGCUUGCAAUACCGCAAACAACACUCGCCGAUGUAGAGGAUGAGCGCAAGACAACCACACUGUUGACCCAAAAUCUACCACCACUCAACCCUUUAUUUGCCCGUUCGUCAUCGUUCGAUCGACUGCUACGAACAACUGCUUAUUGUUUGCGCUUUGCUCACCAUACCAGGAAAGAAGCAAAACAAACAACUAUCACCCUCAAUCCAAACGAACUCGAUUCUGCCAGAGAUCGUUUGGUAAUGCUUGUUCAAGCCGAAUGCUUCAAGGCAGAGAUUCUUCUGCUCAAAAGAGGAAAGCCAGUUGCCAACAAUUCCAGCCUCAAACUGUUAAACCCUUUUCUGGACUCCUCGGGUAUAAUUCGAGUCGGUGGCCGGCUGAAACUAUCGACUGAAUCGUACACCACCAAACACCAAAUUUUGCUACCUGGCUUCCACAAAUUCACCAGGUUAUUGUUGAUGUCAUACCAUCGCAAAUUGAUACAUGGAGGAGUAUCGCUUACGCUCGGCACCGUUCGUAAUGAGUACUGGCCUACGAACGGAAGAAGAGCAGUGCGCAGCGUGAUUCGUACCUGCUAUCGAUGUACGCGUGCAAACCCUCGUCCAUUGCAGCAGCCCGUUGGUCAACUUCCCCUUACCCGAGUCACCCCAAGUCGCCCCUUUGCUUCCACCGGAAUUGACUACUGUGGACCUGUAUUUGUAAAAACCGCCUACCGCAAGUCCACCCCCACCAAAGCCUAUAUUGCCCUCUUUGUGUGCUUCAGCACUAAAGCUGUACACCUUGAGCUAGUCGGUGAUCUAUCGACAGCCUCAUUCCUCUCAGCUCUCCAACGUUUUGUAGCUAGACGAGGUAAGCCCGAACAUAUCUACUCAGACAAUGCCACUAAUUUUGUCGGGGCAAAAAAUGAGUUACAUGCCUUAUAUCGAAUGCUCUCAAAUACCACCGAAACCGAUCGCAUCUCGUCCGCUCUCGCCACCGAUGGUAUACAGUGGCAUCUAAUCCCACCUCGGGCUCCCAACUUCGGCGGCCUUUGGGAAGCCGGGGUGAAGGUUGCGAAAAAGCACCUACUUCGUCAGUUGGGCAACUCACCCUUGUUGCACGAAGACCUAGUGACGAUCCUAGCGAUGAUCGAAAGCGCAAUGAACUCGAGGCCGUUGGCCCCGCUUUCAGAGGACCCAAACGAUUUUCAAGCCAUCACGCCAAGUCAUUUUUUGAUUGGCUCUUCCCAGCAAGCCCUACCACACCCGGAUAUGAAGGAGGUUUCCGGAAACCGGCUACGAAACCGGUACGACGUCAUCCAGCAGAAACAGCAGCUUUUCUGGUACCACUGGCGGACGGAGUACCUGAAGGAACUUCAACGUCUGUCCACCAGCAACCCAAAGCGAGCCAAUCUGAAGGUUGGCCAAGUGAUGAUCCUGCAAGACAGCUGCCUGCCACCCGUACGCUGGCCCCUCGUUCGCAUAGUGGAACUGCAUCCAGGACAAGAUGGCGUGACGCGUGUGGUGACAGUUCGCACUCCAACCGGUGCGAUAAUGAAGCGAGCAGUGACGAAGCUGUGUCCGUUACCCACAACGGAUGAAGAAGAGACCACCUAUGCAGACGAAUCUCCGACCGCUUCCGGUUCAGGUGACUUCAUUUGA